AUGUCCGAACCGAUGGAUAUUGAUCCUCCCGCGAAACCUGCCAAUGCGAUGUCAGCACUCAUGGCUAAUGCUAAAGGUAAAGGUAAAGCGGAUGGAGAGAGCGGUACGAAGGUAUUGAGUGAUGAGGAGAUAAAAGCCUUGAAUGAUAAAGAGGGAUUACCCUGGGUUGAGAAAUAUAGACCUAAUACUUUGGAUGAAGUUGUUUCGCAUCAGGAUAUAACCAGUACGAUUGAGAAAUUCAUAGAAGCUGGUAGAUUACCUCAUUUACUCCUAUAUGGACCCCCUGGAACCGGUAAAACAUCCACUGUCCUCGCCUUGGCCAGAAGACUAUACGGUCCACCAUAUAAGAAACAUAUACUGGAGUUGAACGCUUCGGAUGAUAGAGGUAUAGAUGUAGUUAGAGAACAGAUCAAGAAUUUUGCUAUGACAAAGGUGUUGUUCUCCAAAGGAUUCAAGUUGGUUAUAUUGGAUGAAGCGGAUAUGAUGACUCAAGCUGCUCAAUCUGCUUUGAGAAGAGUAAUCGAAACGCACACCAAGAAUGUCCGUUUCUGUAUCCUUUGUAAUUACGUUAACAAAAUCACACCUGCCAUUCAAUCGCGAUGUACAAGAUUCAGAUUCUCCCCAUUACCUGAAAAAGAAAUUCGGAGGAAAGUGGAUGAGGUGGUAGAGAAGGAAGGGGUCAACUUGACUGAUGAUGGACGUGAUGCCCUGCUUAAGUUGUCGAGAGGCGAUAUGAGACGAGCGUUGAACGUGCUUCAGGCAUGCCACGCCGCAUAUGACAUCGUAGAUGAAACAGCUGUGUACAACUGUACGGGUAACCCACAUCCCAAAGAUAUCGAACGGGUCGUGCAGAGUAUGAUGUCUGAUGAAUUCGGCACGAGUUAUUCAUUGAUCACAUCGCUCAAGGUAGAAAAAGGUUUAGCAUUACAGGAUUUGAUAGCUGGAGCAUAUGAUUUCUUGGAUACGGUCGAAUUACCAAAACAAUCUCGUAUAUACCUAUUAGAUCAUUUAGGUAGUACAGAACAUCGAUUAUCAGUGGGCGGUUCUGAGAAAAUGCAAUUGACAGCUUUGUUAGGCGCUUUCAAAGUUGCUGUUGAACUGUCUCAAAAGAAAAUAUAA
This is a messenger RNA of Kwoniella mangroviensis CBS 8507, 1119 nucleotides long. RefSeq lists its product as uncharacterized. The record is from RefSeq and is a predicted model, not a curated record. Gene Ontology annotation, biological process: DNA repair; DNA-templated DNA replication. Gene Ontology annotation, molecular function: DNA clamp loader activity; ATP binding; DNA binding. NCBI's taxonomy places the organism in Eukaryota, Fungi, Basidiomycota, Tremellomycetes, Tremellales, Cryptococcaceae. The transcript has 10 exons. Gene Ontology annotation, cellular component: Ctf18 RFC-like complex; DNA replication factor C complex; nucleus. The coding region runs from base 1 to 1119 and encodes 372 amino acids.